AAAUAGGUACCGUGACGUAAUUUAUGUGGUGAACUCAGUUAGUUGUGCGACUCUAGGUGGUAGUAAUGGGAAACUGAAGUUCAUAAAUUACUGUAGUUACUUAUUUACAGAGCGAUCAUACAUUAUACCAUAUAGACAUGUUUCUCUCCUCGUUCAUCGUUCUGCAUUGUUUAGGAGCUUUUUCUGUUUCCGCUGACGGCGACUGUGAAGUGUGUGUUGGUUUUCUGCAGCGCAUCUACAAAACCUUGACCUCUGCUCAUGGAGAGCUGAGUCCAGCCUUGGUAGAGGAGGAGUUAUUGAGGGUCUGUGCUGUUGCCCAGGGGAAGGAGGAGAGACUGUGUUACUACCUGGGAGCCACUAGUGAUGCAGCGACACGUGUCACCGGCUCUGUUUCCCGCCCUCUUUCCUCUCAUGUACCUGUAGAGAAGAUCUGCCAACGGCUUAGCAACACAGAUACACAGAUCUGCCAGCUGAGAUAUGAGCAACAGCUGUGGGACCUAAGCAGCGCUGGUUUGUCAAGGCUGCGUGUUGCUGAGCUGAGGAGAGUUUUGGCGUCCUGGGGAGAGGAAUGUCGUGGCUGUCUGGAGAAACAUGAAUAUAUCCGUCUUAUCCAGGAGAGAGCUCCGUUUCACAUCCGUUUCACAGAACUGUGACACACACCUAAACACAAACAGUGAAACGGCUCCCAAUAUUUUCUCAAUGGGUAACAUCAAUACAAAGGAUUCAGAUAACUGUGCUUUUAUCAUCAAUAUUUGGUUAAAUCAUUAUAUUUUUCAAAAUCCUUAUAUAAACCAGAUAAGUCUUUUAAAAUGUUAAUGUGAUAAAAAAAAAGCUGCUGUUGAUUUGGAAUAGCUCAAACAGUUGCAAUGUGCUGCAUGACAUUGCUUUGUGAUUAUAACUUUGAAUUGUGAUCAACAGAUAGAUUAACAAUGUGAAAUGACAAUAAUAUAAAGCCCAUCCAGUUGUGACUGUU
Messenger RNA from Osmerus eperlanus (European smelt), 973 nucleotides. RefSeq names its product cerebral dopamine neurotrophic factor (gene cdnf). The coding region runs from base 138 to 653 and encodes 171 amino acids. Gene Ontology annotation, cellular component: endoplasmic reticulum. Gene Ontology annotation, biological process: neuron projection development; dopaminergic neuron differentiation. The record is from RefSeq and is a predicted model, not a curated record. The transcript is spliced from 4 exons. Lineage: Eukaryota; Metazoa; Chordata; Actinopteri; Osmeriformes; Osmeridae.